AUGACUUACCUUAUCCUCAUAAGUAUUUUUAUUACAUGCUCCAUUGAUGUUAUUAACGGUAAUACUCAUUGGAUGGUAACCGAGAGCGGUUUGAUUCAACCAAGGGUUGAAACCCCAUUUGAAUUAGCAAGACCGUACGAUUUGUUAGCAUUUUUAAAUCAAGAAACUUAUUGGGAUGAUGUUAUAGAUAUUUAUCAUGAUUUGUCCAAAAGACAAACGUUGAUAGAUGAAUUAUGGUCUGAUGUUGAUGAAAACACACACAUGAGUUCUCAAAUGCUCUCUGAUGUCGAUUGUCUCAAAGCUGGACAAUUAAAACAAUUAAAUUGGUAUGUUGCUUUUUCGGAAGAUGGAAGUUCUAGAAAUAUACCGGAACAAGAUUAUCAACUUGCUACUCCACAACAUCGUCAGGAUACUGAUGUUCCAGACUGCAAAAAAAUAUCUUCUUUAAUUUAUAGUAUGUCUGCAUUUGAGCAUUUAGAGGGUAUGAUUCGCAGAGACAAUCUGACGAUUACUCCCGAGUUGAACCUCCCUGAUAAUGUAUCGACAACUAUGACUGUGGGUCAGUUUGGUCAUUGGUUGUCAGGCGUCCUCCGGAAAAAUAGCUCAUCUUGGCUUCAUUACAAUAUGGCUUCUCUGUAUUGGCGGGUGAGAGGUAAUGCACCUAAGGCAAUGGAGUGCAGUCGUCGAGCUAUACAUUAUGCACCAAGAGAAUACAAGGAUAUAGCGCUAUUAAGCAUGGGAACAAUAUUUCAUCUCAGCAAAAUGGCCGAAGACGCUCUAAUAGUUUUGAAUGCAGCCGUUGACCAUAAUUCAAAUUUUUAUUUAAGCCACUUCCAACUUGCGAACACUUAUGCGGUGUUGUGUGACUUCAAUAAUUCCAAUAAGCAUUUAGACCAUUGUCUGAAGUUAAACCCUAAUUUUGAUAUCGCUGUUAAGCAUAAACAUGGGGCCAUGUGCCUUGCAAAUAUAUGGAAGAGGUUACUAGUCGUGAAAGUUGCAUUAAAUAAAUUACGUAAUGAGCUCUCAGUGUAUACCCAAAAGGAAGCUCAACUGCUCAAAUCACAGAGUUUACUUUUAAAAGGAAUGAAACAUGAAGAGGAAUAUGAUUACAGAGACAUUGUGAAGAAUUGCGAGAAAAUGACCGCGUUGACUGGGCUAGAUAUAAAAGGUCUUAAGCUAAAAGGCGAUAAGUAUUCCUUGAUUAAUUAUUUUCUCAAUGGAUCCAUGUAUACCGACUUAUGGUCGAAUAAGACAAGUCUACACGCAGUCGAGUCGGCGUACAGUCUGCAACGUUUGGUGCGCCAUAUUGAUAAUCAUUCCAACCACGCGUCAGAUAUUAUAGUUCAGUCAGAACUAUUAAAAGCGGCCGAAGAAAAAGCUUUAAAGGAACGUACUGUAUCAUCGCCUCUACCUAAUAUUCAAAAGAGUAAGCCACGUACGGAAGUGAAUACGAAACCUGUGCCUAAGCAGAAAAAUUAUAAAAAGUCUAGCAAUCAUAUUGAAGACGAUACAAAAGCUUUCGAAAGUGGAGUACCAAUGUAUCCGCCGACAUUGAAAAUAAGCAGAAAUGUUGAAGAUUUCGACAAAGAUCCGGAGUGGCCUUCUAAUCGGUUUUGUAAAGAGGCGUCACCGCAUUUCCCGGAGAAUUUAGAGGCUAUAUUUCCAGUUUUUAUGCCUUUCGAAAAUAAAGGUAUACGAAUCGGUACACUGCUGACGGAGAAACUCGGAGUGUCGGCGUCCGAGGAGUACGAGCUUCCUUGGCAUCCCCCAUCCUGUCCGCACGAUAAAGUUGCAACAGCAUUUAUUCAGAAGAAACCACACAAAAAUCAUUUAAUAAGCGGGGUUGUCACAACGGAUUAUUUGAGACAACAGCUAUUGAAAUACGUUGCAAAUGGCAACGUGGACCUCGCCAAGCAUAUGCAAGACGCAGAAAUAGGUCAGCGGAUAUAUGCCGCGAUGCAAAAGAAAUUAGCACCGAAAUGGAUUCUUCAAACGCUGUCUUCACUGUACUGGCGCGUCCGUGGCAACAAUUUAAAUACGUUAAACUGCCUCAUAUCAGCCUUAAAUACUGUCCCGGAUCGGUACAGGGACAUAGUGCUGGUUUCAUUGGCUUCCGUUUGUCUGGAGAUGGGGCACUUUGAAGAAGCAAUGCUACUUGCGGAAGAAGCAUUCAGGACCAGUCUGUAUGAGCCAGCGACAAACUUCAUCCUAGCAGAACUCAAUAUGCUAAUAAAGCAUCAUAACACUCAUAUGUUUCAUUUAAAACAAGUGCUGCGCGUCGAAAAGGAAUUUAUGGGGGGACUCGCCAGAAAUCUUCUGUAUGGCUGGGCUUGCAUAAUGAAGCAGGUCAACGAGUUGGCUGAAAUGGAUUGUAGUAGUGAAGACAGCACUCGAAUCGAACCGGAAACGGACAUGGUAUGCGAGAAGGACGGAAGUAAUUGUCCUAAGACCAACUUACAGAGCUCCAAUAAACAACAGAAAGUGGACACAAGUACGAUAGUGCGUUUGCUCGAAAUGAAAGACGAGAAAAUACGCAAAUCUAAAGAGGACAAUGUGGAUGAGAGCAUAUUUGAUCCUUUUAUUGUUAACAUGCCUUCUGAUCGUAACAAUUUAUUAGGACAUCAGUUGAAUUUCGACAGUAUGAUGAUAACUCUGGGGAAAUCGUUGAAAGGUUGCGGUGCUCAAGGAUGCCGUAACCUACAAGCAGAAGAUUUGGCACUAAAAGAAGAUGACUGUGCAGACCAUCACUUACAACUGGGUUAUUGGCUGCACAUUGUUAGCUUUAAGCAACCGUUCACUGAUACCAAACUGCGCCUACCAGCAGAAAUCAUCGCAACGCCGCCCUCAAACAAGAAAGUUCCCGAAUGCCAGUUGAAAAUGGACACCUCCCAGGAUUUCUUCUUAGAGCGCAUCAGUCGAGUGGACACAGAAGGCUGGGAGCCUGUGUUAAGCCUAAUGCAUCAAUUCGCCGAAAUAUUCGCCUAUUUUGACUACGUUAAUUUGGGAGCGAAGAUUGCUAAAUAUGUAGAGACUAAGCCACGGUCGUGGGUGGGCGCGCUGAGCGCGGGCUGGUGGUGCGGUGCGGGCGGGCGCGGCGCGUGUGCGGCGCGCUGCCUGGCCGUCGCGCACGCGUACGCGCCGCCGCACUACGCCAUGCACGCACUGCGCGCGCUCGCUGCACUGCUGCACUCGCAAUCGAAACAACAGGACGCUAAAGAAAUCGCAUACCUCGCUUUCUAUUUGAUGCCAAAGAGCAAAGUUGAAGCAUUACUGGUGGCGGUUUCACAUACAUGCCUCGCGGAGUACGAGCAAGCUGUUUGGAUGUACCGCUACGCUCUCACAUUCGACGAUCAGUUCCUUCCUGCAAAAGCUUGUCUCCACGCCGCGAUGUGCUUGAUGUUCUACGGAGAUAAUGCCAAAGGACAGGCUUUGGAGGAAUAA
Messenger RNA from Parnassius apollo (apollo), 3441 nucleotides. The record is from the annotation of a GenBank genome assembly. Lineage: Eukaryota; Metazoa; Arthropoda; Insecta; Lepidoptera; Papilionidae.